Messenger RNA from Pyricularia oryzae 70-15, 1680 nucleotides. RefSeq lists its product as uncharacterized. Bases 360 to 1439 code for a protein of 359 amino acids. The record is from RefSeq and is a predicted model, not a curated record. The transcript is spliced from 2 exons. NCBI's taxonomy places the organism in Eukaryota, Fungi, Ascomycota, Sordariomycetes, Magnaporthales, Pyriculariaceae.
UCUCUUUCUUGACAUCGGAGGAAAAAUGAAGGAGACUUUUCCCCCUUGCAGAGUUGUGCGAUGGACAACUUUUCUUCCUUAGCAUUGUCAAACUCAAGUCGGCUUAAAGUAUGCGACCGAGCGGCACAAGUCUACCCAGACAAGACUUUUUGUGGCAGUUGAUGUAACAACAGGACAAGCGAGUGAGCGACAGCGCAAGCCGAAUUGUUGGGUCGCUGGCAUUUUAUUGGUCGGGACCGACUGCCGCCCAAUUUACGACAAACAAAAGACAAAAAAAAAAAAAAAGAUAAGAAAAAAAAAGAAGGACCAAGGGGAGAUAACGACAGGCACUGGAAAAGGCUGUUUAGCCACAUAAAGCCAUGGUCUUCCCUUACAAGAAGCUGGAUCCGUCGCAAAAGGAGUUCCGGCUGCUCGAGAUCCAGCCUUCACUCGACGACAAGGCCCCGAUCGAGGCGCGUCUCACCACGGUCAAGGAGUCCUGUGAGGUCCAGUACAUCGCCAUAUCGUCUCCCUAUGGCGACCCCAACGAGAAGGAGAGGAUAACGGUCAACAACCGCCCGGUCAUCAUACCGGCGCACCUGGCCUCCGCCCUGCGCAACGUCCGGGCUCUCUUCUUCCCCGUUCUCGCACAGCACUUUCAGGAGCCGCAACUGAGCAGGCGCCCCCGCGGGGCCCCGCGAUGGCUGAAGCAGCUGUUUAGGGUCGGGAGCAGCAUCGCCAGCGGAGGUGCCGGCCGGAGCAGCAACAGCACCAGCAGCAAGGGCAGCAGCGAGAGCGGCAACGCCGCCGUGCUCCGGGUCUGGCUGGACAUGAUCUGCGUCAACCAGGGGUCGGACGCCGAAAAGUCGCAGCAGCACUCGACCAUCAGGACCAUCUACCGCAACGCCGAGCUGGUCGUGGGCUGGCUGGGCGACAAGAUCGAGGAGACGGACCUGGGGCUGGGCGCCAUUGCCGAGGUGGACGAGAUAAUGCCGGAGCGCUGGGGCGACGCCGGCGACCAGGAGGAGAACCCCGAAGACUACGCGCCGACUCACCGCUGGGCCAGAAUCGCCAUGCAGGAGUGGACCGCCGAGAUCGACGGGAAGCCGCCCAACCAGGGGCCGUCGUGGAUCGGGGCUACUGAUAUACUUUUGCGGCCCUACUUCCAGCGACGGUGGCUGCUGGAGGAACUCGCCGAGGCGAGGUACCCGGCCUUUAUGAUUGGCGACGUCAUCCUGCCGUGGAAGCAGGUGCUCCGCGUGUACAAGUUUAUAGAAGAAUUCAGGUAUCAAGAAUCCGAUAUCUUUCCCAAGGAGCUACGUGAGCACAUGGCUCUACUGCCGCUCGAGUCGACGCAAAAGCUUAUGGACGAGUUCUCACGAAAACAGGCCAGAGAGGAGGCCAGGAUCUUGACAGUGGCUUCCAGUAGGGCCACAUCGUCAAGUGCAUCGACUCGAUAAUGUUGAUUUCCAUUUUGUAGAUCUCGGGUGUCGGCAUUGUUUUCAGACAAUACAUUGUUACAGGGCGGCAUGACCGAAAGCUUCGGUCUUGAUAUGAUGGUCGAGGAGGGUUGUUGGGAUUCAUUGUUUCGUAUGUUUUCAGUUGCAUCUACUAUAUAUACCCGAGCUCAAUCGACAUUAUUUUCCUUUUACAUACCUAGUCAUCAUACGCAUCAAUACAUUAGCACAAACUGGACUGGUU